Molecule: messenger RNA, 2135 nt
Organism: Daktulosphaira vitifoliae (grape phylloxera)
Lineage: Eukaryota; Metazoa; Arthropoda; Insecta; Hemiptera; Phylloxeridae
Product: polycystin-2-like
Exons: 6
Coding region: 1301-2017 (238 amino acids)
Biological process (GO): detection of mechanical stimulus
Cellular component (GO): membrane
Molecular function (GO): calcium channel activity; calcium ion binding
Source: RefSeq, a predicted model, not a curated record
CACCAUAAACUCAAUCCGUUAUAAGAAUCGGUUACAAUAAGAAUUGUACUUAAGUUAUUGGAAAUAUUUCAUCUUGAUAUAUUUCAUCAUAGCAUAGUAAUUUAUAUAUUAUUGUGCUAUAAUGUUUAACCGAAAAAAAAUUACGUGUAAAUUAUGAUUGAAAUGGACCUUAUUAGAAUAAGACCAUAUGAAACUGAGGCGUGAAUGGUUUAAAUCAUUGUAAGAGCUUAUUCUUUUAAAAAUAGACCAGGUUGGACUGAGUGAUAAAAAAAUUGUAAUAAACUAAUUGAAGAUCUUAAAAUUUGAUGAACGGGUGGGCUGCACCAGAAGUCAUCAAAAUGUAAUGACUGGUAAAUUUUCUAGGCAUUUUGAGAUCUAUCUAGUGUUAUAAGGACACGGUUGCGUAUCAAGAUUAAGGAUCAUGUAGAGUUUUGAUUUGUAACAUAAAAAAUCAUAAAAUAAUAUUUUUUUUAAAUAUUAAAUAUACUAAACGAUAAUAACGAUGAGUUAUUCAUAAAUUUAUCUUUUUAAAUUGAGAAAUAAUAUAAUUUUUAUCUAGACUACUACAAUACUUGUAUUUAAUAUUUUAUAUAGGCUUAUAUUUAAUUUAUUAUGAAUAAUGAAUUUAUUAACCAAACACGUAAAAUCUAGUCAAUUAUUUAUUUAAGUUUAGAUUUUUAUGUGUUUUAGACUUAUUUUAGAAUUUCCAGCAUGGGGCGGUAUUGUACCAUCAUCAACAAUUCGAUCUUCCAAGAUUCGCUACUAUUAUAUUAAUGAUUCAACACCAGCUUUGAUCAUUUCAAUAUGCAUUUUUUGUUUUUUAAUAUAUUAUACUUAUGAAGAAAUUAUGGAGUUGCUGUAUUUUAAAUUUCGAUAUUUUACAAUAUUUUGGAAUAUAACGGACUUUAUUAUAAUUGUUGUAAAUUACUAUUUUUAAACUUCUUUUAAACAAAAUGUCUUAUCUCGUGUUAUAUAUACUAUAGCUUGGAUGGGGAUGUUUCAUAAUAACUAUGUUAAUGAUACAAUACGAGCCAGGAUUUAAACUUGAAAAAAUCAUAAUGUCUGGCAAAGGUCAAAAAUUUCUUCAAAUUUUAACUGACAGACACUCUUAUUUGAAUUUGUUUACAUCCUUCCUAUUUUUUGUUGUUUGUAUUAAACUAGUAAAAUAUACCGAUUGGACAAAAUCAAUGACUAUUAUAUAUUUGAGCAUUGGAAGGGUAAAGUAAACCUUUAAGUUAAAAGGUGUACUUGAUAAUUAGAAAUAUAUGAUUUUUAGUGUUUCAAAGUUGUUUUAGGUUAUAUGGUUGUUAUUACAUUAAUUAUUAUUGCAUUUGCCGUUCUGGGAUACUGUGCAUUUGGUGCUCAGGUUGAAGGAUUUUCUACAAUAAGUGAUUCUUUAAUGUCUGCGUUGCGGAUUCUUAUGAGAGAUUUUGACUAUCAUUCUGUUGCACACAUCAAACAAGGAUUGACCACAUUUUUUUUUAUAACAUUCACUUGUAUUGUAAUUUUUGUACUUUUAACUAUGCUAAUGGCAAUAGUUUUCCACGCUUAUUUUGAUGUGGAUAUUGAAGAAAUGAUUGGAAAACGGAAAAUAUAUGUUCUUGACAAGUUAUCUUUGUAUACUGAACCAAUUUUGAGAAAACUGGAUCUUAUUAAAUUAGAAAAUGGACAUACACAUUACAAGGCAGAGGACGAGUUAAAUGAAAUUAGCUACCAAGACUUUUACAAAAUACUAAAACGUUGCAAUUAUGUUGAUUCAGAAAUUGAAAAUAUCAUCAAACAAAACAAUAUUCAGCCACAGGAAACAAUUAAACCAGAAAAAGUUAAGAAAUUAUUACAAAAACUGGAAAUGAUGUCUAAUUCAAUAGAAAAAAUAGACAAGAAUGAUUUAGAAGAAAUCGAAAGGUUGAAUAAUAGAGUAAAAUUUUUGAAUAAAAAUAUGGAUUUAGUUAAUGACCAAAUUAACUAUAUUAUAGCUAGUUUAAAUUCCAUACGAGCUUCUACAAAUUCACUGUAGCUACAACGAAAAUAAGCAACUAUAUAAUUAAUGUUUAAAUAAUGUAUGGAAAUUAAAAUAUUGAUAAAUUUAUAUAUUAAAAAAUCUUUUUCUAAUUCACUUUUAAGAAUUCGAGUUU